Messenger RNA from Trametes versicolor FP-101664 SS1, 768 nucleotides. RefSeq names its product glycoside hydrolase family 61 protein. The coding region runs from base 1 to 768 and encodes 255 amino acids. The record is from RefSeq and is a predicted model, not a curated record. NCBI's taxonomy places the organism in Eukaryota, Fungi, Basidiomycota, Agaricomycetes, Polyporales, Polyporaceae. The transcript has 8 exons.
AUGUUCUCUCUGCUCUCUACGCUCCUCGUUGCUGCCUUGGGGGCAGCUCGCGUCAACGCCCAUGGCUACGUCCAAGACGUCGUCGUCGGCUCGACGCACUACACCGGGUAUCUGCCGUACCAGGACGUCUACAUGAACCCCCAGCCAGAGCGGAUCAUCCGCGCCAUCCCCGGCAAUGGCCCGGUCACGGACCUCACUCUGAUCGACGUCCAGUGCAACGGGUACACCGACGGAGGGGUCUUCGGCUCGAAGCCCGCCCCCAUCUUCGCCAACCCAGUUCCCGCCGGCUCCCAAAUUGGCCUGAACUGGACCGCUUGGCCUGACUCCCAUGUCGGACCCAUCAUCACAUAUCUUGCUCGCGCUCCCAGUGACAUUACUCAGUGGAUGCCCGGCAACGAUUCGGUGUGGUUCAAGAUCGACGAAGCUGGAAAGACCGCUGACGGCAAGUGGGCAGCCACGGACGGGCUGUACGCGACGGACUCGAUCUACACUAUCACCAUCCCGCCCAAGCUCAAGGCUGGCCAGUACAUCAUCCGACACGAGAUAAUCGCGCUGCACGGCGCGUUCGCCUACCCGGGCGCGCAGCUCUACCCGUCGUGCAUCCAGAUUGAGGUCACCGGCACCGGGAACGCGUUGCCUACCUCUGGGCUGGUGGCAUUCCCGGGCGCAUACACCCCCGACACACCCGGCAUCGUGUUCGACGUGUACGACAACCCUGACUCUACGUACCCGAUCCCUGGACCGGCAGUCUGGACUGGCGGUAACUGA